GUGAGCCUGAGCAUCGCCACCCACCACAGCAGACAGGUGGCUGUGGAGCUGGAGGGCCUGAAAGCAGCCGUGCUGGAAAGAUCAUUGAGUUGAUGGAGACCAUCUCGCUGGAUGCCGACUGGAGAAACGUCCUGGCGUACAGCAUAGAUGCCAUCCGUUGCCUCAGUGACCUGAAUCUCAGCCUGGAGCCAGCUCUGGAGUCGUGCCUCCUGUGGGCCGCCAUGGAAAAGAGCUUCCUGGCCACAAGGCAUGAGAACCAUCACAACCAGGUCAUGAACUGGCUGUACGAGGAGUACCGGGAGGGUCUGCUGUGCUGCGUCUUGUCAGUGCCCCCAGCCUGGGCAAAACUCUACUCCAUCUGGGAGCACUUUACAUCGUGGAUUGAGCUGCCGGAUGCCCAGCACCAUGCACUGGGUAUGAAGAUUUUCACCAGCAUCAUUGCCUUUGCUGUCCAGCUCCUCCCACAGUUUGAGGGCUCCCCUGACAUACCAGAGGUGGGAGACAUGGCAGCCCACCUGGGUCUGUCCAUCAGCAACCUGGUGGAGAGCAUCAGCUGCAAGGCCAGGGAGGGCGUGUAUUGGCUUGCUCAAAUCCUCCUUCACCAGAGUGGCCAAGACAUACAAGGGGCAGAGGAGCUGUGGUGCAAGUGCCAGAUGCAGCAGAGACAGGUCCAGAACUACAGGGACCUGGUGAGAGUUGGAGAGGGGCUGAGAAAGAUCUUGCUGGAGGAGCAAAGGAUAUCUUUCCUUCAGAGGGCCCUUCAUGCAGUUCACAAUGAACACAUGCACAUCAGCCAAGCUGGGCUGGUCUUCCUCUAUGCCACCCUGGGGGAAGCCAGACGCUUGAUGGGGCACAAGGAGAAAGAAAUCCCCGUCAGGGUCCUGAAUAAGCUGUUUGCCAUCACCUGCUUCAAAGAUCUGCAAGGACACAGCCUGCUCGCCAGCUCCUCUGGGGCCCCCUCCUCUCUCCAGCCACCCACGCUUGGUCCUACAGGUGCUGUCCUGUCCCCUCUGCCCUUGAGGAACAGGGAUCAGUGGGAAGGGAUGGGGAGGCUCGCAGCACUAACACAGACCUGCUCCCUGCCGUGUGUGGGCAAUUCUCCCCUGUGCCCCCAGAGAAUCCUGUCCUAA
This is a messenger RNA of Gavialis gangeticus (Gharial), 1130 nucleotides long. RefSeq lists its product as uncharacterized. Lineage: Eukaryota; Metazoa; Chordata; Crocodylia; Gavialidae. The transcript has 9 exons. The record is from RefSeq and is a predicted model, not a curated record. Bases 93 to 1130 code for a protein of 345 amino acids.